This is a messenger RNA of Trichoderma aggressivum f. europaeum, 1359 nucleotides long. RefSeq lists its product as uncharacterized. Gene Ontology annotation, molecular function: transmembrane transporter activity. Gene Ontology annotation, cellular component: membrane. Gene Ontology annotation, biological process: transmembrane transport. The record is from RefSeq and is a predicted model, not a curated record. Bases 1 to 1359 code for a protein of 452 amino acids. The transcript is spliced from 4 exons. Lineage: Eukaryota; Fungi; Ascomycota; Sordariomycetes; Hypocreales; Hypocreaceae.
AUGUCCAGCUCCAAAACAGCAACCCUAACAGUAGAACCUCCACAACCCUCCUCAGCCCCCAUCGAGCUAGGAACCAUCAUCCACGAAGCUCAACCCAGACAAUCUUGUUCCAAUGCCGUCGCAGAUCCAGAAACAGGAGGACAAACAUCCGACCCUCAACCCCCUCUACCCAUCUUCAAGAUCCUAGUCUCCGGAUUCUCCUUCUUCUGCGCCGGCCUGGAUUCAGCAACUCUCGGCCCAUUAGUACCACACAUUCUCGACGCGUUUUCCAUCGGCACAGGUCACAUCGCCAUCAUCUACGCCAGCAUCUUCGCAGGCUGGCUCCUCGCAGCCCUCACAAACCCCUUCCUCGCAGCCCACCUCCACCUCGGCAAGCUCCUCCUCAUCGGCGCCCUCUUCCAAGUCCUUGCCCAAACCCUCCGUCCAUGGGCUCCCUACUCCCUCUUCUUCGCCACCUUCUUUUUCCAGGCCCUGGGCAUGGCCUUCCAGGACACCCACUCCAACACGUACGUCAGCGCUGUCCGGGAUUCCCAUCGCUGGCUGAGCUUCAUCCACGCCAUGUACGCGCUAGGAGGCCUCGUCGGUCCGCUCAUCUCGACGGCUAUUGCUACUGCUGAGGGGGGCCGUGAAGGGGGUUGGAGAAUGGUGUACUACGUGACUCUCGGGACUUGUGCUUUGAAUCUGGUUGCCGUUGCGCUGGCCUUUGGGGAUACCCUCUUCCUCAUGAAAUCACAGUCCGCAGAGGCCCAGCGUGAAGAGAGACGCAACAAGGAGGCGUUACAGGAAGUAGGCCAACUCCUCAAGCUAAAGAACGUCUGGCUCAUGAGCGCCUUUUACUUUUUCCAAUCGGGUGCCUGGUCCACCUCAGGAGGCUGGGUCGUCGAAUACAUCACCCAACGCCGCCACGGCAAACUCUCCCAAGUCGGCUACCUCCCCACCGGCUUCUGGGCCGGCGUCGUCCUCGGCCGCACCCUCCUCGCCGAGCCGACCUUCCGCCUCGGCGAGCAGCGCAUGAUCCUGCUCUACAGCCUCGCCACCCUCGUCCUCCAGCUGCUCUUCUGGCUGCUCCCCAACCUCGUCGCCAGCGCCACCGCCUACGCCCUCAUGGGCUUCUUCUUCGGACCUUACUUUGCCACGGGCAUGAGGGUGUCGGCCAAGAUUAUCCCGAGAAAGGUUCAGUCUACAGGACUGGGCCUCAUCUUUGUUCUGGCACAAGCUGGUGCCGCCAUCUUUCCCUCGUUUACCGGCCUCAUUGCAACCAGUGCUGGUGUUCAGGUUCUGCAGCCAAUUGUUACCGCCUUGAUUGUCGGCGGCGGCGUGUGCUGGUGGCUUCUUCCAGACGUCACUUUAAAGGAAUGA